Parnassius mnemosyne (clouded apollo) is the source of this 5118-nucleotide messenger RNA. NCBI's taxonomy places the organism in Eukaryota, Metazoa, Arthropoda, Insecta, Lepidoptera, Papilionidae. The record is from the annotation of a GenBank genome assembly.
AUGGCUGCGACGCAGGCAGAGUCUCAGCGUAGCGAAGUGAACGUAGAUCAGAGUCCAUCGGAGCAACUCAGUGAAUCUCGGAGCGCUCUAUUACAAAACGGCACUGACAAGAGCGUAGGGCGCGUUCCGCCCGAUGGCAUUGUGAACACAAAGAGCAAAUCGCCGAUGUCGGCCGAUUCCGGACAGCCACGCGACAGUGGCGAAGCACCAGGUCACGAUCGGGGCGGUGAACGACCGAUAGCGGACCAGUACGGCCAGUAUCGUUAUCCAGAAGGGGCAGAUCCGUAUUAUGCGGCGCGGCCUGGAUUUCCCGGUAAACCGCGCCCUCCGCCGCAACAGAGAUUCUUUCCGGGCCAGCCUGCAUCACAGGCACCAGGUCCCACGCCCACACUUAACUCAUUGCUGCAAUCGAGCGGUGCGCCGCCACACCGCUAUCCCAAUAGCUAUGAGCAGCCACCGGCGGGUUAUGGGCCCGCCCCUGGUUGGCCUCCGCCACGACCAAUGCCUCCGUAUAAUCCCCAGGGAGGACCCUAUAGAAAUUCUACGCCGCCGCGGGGCUACGGCGGACCUCCGUACGGCGGCGGGCCGGGCGCGGCUGGCGGACAGCAGCCGCCCGGCGGCUACGGCCCGCCCGGCUCCUAUCCGCAACGAUAUCCGCCGCCUCCUAACUCGCGACCGCCUUUCUCACCACAUCAGGGCUACGAGCGCGGUGGAUCCCCGCAGCCGCCCUCCCAUCCUCCAGGCGCCCCGAGCCCAGGCGCUGCGCCCAGCUCUGGUGCGUUGUCCCCCACACAUGACUCCCAGCAUCCGCCACAUCUGCCGCCUGGCUCGCAGCCGCCGCUACAGGGCUACCCGCAACCGCCGAGACCUCCUCAACCGUCCACGCCCAAUGCGCAUGAUCCUGAUUCGGAUCUGACAGGACAAAACAGCAAUGAUUCGGGAGGCAGCGGAGGCGCGGGGCGCGCUUCGACGCCGCACCUGAGGCCCACACCAAGUCCCACCGGCUCCAGCGGCUCCCGCUCCAUGUCACCAGCUGUCGGAACGCAGAACGUACCGAUGCCCCCGCGGCCGUCGUCGUCGCUGUCGGACGGCAGCGCGCCCGUUCGCGGCGCCGUACCGGCGGGCGGAGCGCCGGGUGCGAUGGUGGCGCAGCCCUACCACCAUGCGUACAAGGCGGCGCACUACCCGCCGCAGCCCUACGGCUACCCGCCGAGAAACCACCAUCCGUAUCCGUACGCCGGCUACCGUCCGGCGCCACCGCCGCCGCACCCGCCGCAGCACUAUCCUCCACUCAAGGGCGCGGGCGGAGGUGUCGCGCGGCACAUGGGCCCGCCGGGCGAGGCGAUGCCGCCGCCGACGGCGCCGGGCGAGCACGACAACGGGCCCGCCGCGCCCGCCACCGCGCUCGUCACCACCGGGCCCGACGGCGCGCCGCUCGACGAGGGCAGCCAGCAGAGCACGCUCAGCAACGCCUCCGCCGCGUCGGGCGAGGAGCAGUGCGGGCCGAAGGCGCGCAAGGAGCUGGGCGCGGGCAGCGCGGCGCCGUCGCCGUCGCCCGGCGGCGGCUCGCACUCCUCGCUGCACGACGACUACGACGCGCCCGCCGCCUGGCCGCGCCCGCCCUCCAGCCCCGUAUUUAACAGUCACAUACCGCCGGAGUCCUACAGAUCAAAGAAGUCGGACUCGCUGGGCAAGCUGUACGAGAUGGACGACGCGCCGGAGCGGCGCGGCUGGGUGGAGCGGCUGCUGGCCUUCAUGGAGGAGCGGCGCACGCCCAUCGCCGCCUGCCCCACCAUCUCCAAGCAGCCGCUCGACCUCUACCGCCUCUACCUGCUGGUGCGCGACCGCGGCGGCUUCGUCGAGGUGACAAAGAACAAAACGUGGAAAGACAUUGCGGGUCUGCUGGGAAUUGGCGCCUCAUCAUCGGCCGCGUAUACACUACGCAAACACUACACAAAGAAUCUGCUCGCUUAUGAAUGCCAUUUUGAUCGCGGCGGUAUCGAUCCUCAACCAAUCAUCAAUCAGGUGGAAGCCUCCACAAAAAAGAAGGGCGGCAAGGCCAACAAUACUACAAGUGCUGCCGGUUCGUCGAACUCGUCGGAGUCGUUUCCUGGCGGCGGUGCGGCGGCGGGCGGCGCCAUGGACGGCUACGCGCCGCAGUACGCCGGCUACCCGCCGCCCGCCAACCAGCCGCAGGGUGCCGGGCCGGGCGGCGACAACCUCGCCGCCUCCAACCCGUUCGACGAGCCGCCUGGGCCGCGCAGACCCCCAGGUUAUCAACAGGGGUACGGGUACGAAUAUGGAUCACCUUACCCGUCAAAUAGGCCUGUUUAUCCUCCGUAUGGCCCGGAAGGUGACAGGUCGUACGGGUCCGGCGAGUACCGGUACGGCGGGUACGCGGGCGCGUACCGAGCGGGCGCGCCGCCGCCGGCUGGCACGCCGCCGCCCGCGCAGCCCUACCCCGACUACUACCGGCCGCAGCCCGCGCAGCACGCGCCGCACCUGCCGCACGCGCCGCACCCGCAGCACCCGCCGCACCCGCAGCACCCGCCGCACCCGCCGCAUCCGCAGCACCCCCAGCACCCGCAACACGCGCCGCAGCACUCGCCGCACCCGCCGCACCCGCAGCAUCCGCAGCACCCGCAGCAGCAGCCGCCCAUCGAGAUGUCGGGCGGCGCGGGCGCGGGCGCGGGUGCCCAGCAGUCGGUCGGUAACCUAAUGAGCUCGCAGCUCGCGCGCCAGCUGGUGGCGCCGCUGCCGCCCAGCGCGCGGCCCUACUACGGCGGCGGUAAGAACGCGAGCGCUGUGGGCGCGGGCGGCGUGGGCGUGGGCGCGAGCGCGGGCGCGGGCGUGGGCGUGGGCGCGGGCGCGGCGGCGGGCGGCGCGCCGGCGCCCGGGGUUGGCGUGGGCGCGGGCGCGCCGCGGCGCCACCCCGACUUCGCGAAGGGCGAGCCGUUCGCGGCGGCCGGCGCGCGCUUCCCGGCCGCGUGGGCCGGCAGCUUCGCGCGCUCGGCCGCGCCGCAGCCCGCCUGGCGCCCGCCGCUGCCCGCCGCGCAGCCGCCCGCCUGGCCGCACCAGCCCUACCAGCCGCAGACGCCGGGCGGGCCGGCGUGGGGCGCGCCGCGGCCGCCGCUAGAGCUGCCGCCCGCCGCGCCGUCGCCUGGUGCAGUACCAGGCGUAGGAGCAGGACAAAUCAAGCGAGAGUUGACGUUCCCUCCAGAUUGUGUGGAAGCGACAGUACCCACUGCCGAAAAACGGCGGCGGCUCACGAAGGCCGAUGUCGCACCAGUUGAUGCGUGGCGAAUAAUGAUGGCCUUAAAAUCCGGUCUGCUGGCGGAAACCUGUUGGGCGCUCGACAUCUUAAACAUAUUGCUUUUCGAUGACAACUGUAUAAGCUAUUUUGGACUGCAACAUAUGCCCGGACUUCUCGACUUAUUGCUCGAGCAUUUCCAUAAAAGUUUGAGUGACGUAUUCGACGCGCCGAUUCCUGAAAAUGAGCCGUGGUACGCCGUUCCUGCCGAGGCCGAGCCGCCCGCCAAAGUGCGCCGAAGAGCCGAGCCCCCCGAUUCCGCCGACAACGUACGCGUGCUUUCUGGCGAAAACUAUACGUGUCAGUCGCGGCGGCGCCACCCUGUCGUGUACAAGGGCGACGACGAACUGUUUGCGCCCGAAGACUGCGAAUCGGACGGCGAGCGCGUGGAGGACGUGUUGGAGCCGUGGCAGUUCAGCGGCGACUCGGGGGGCGCUGCCCACGUGGUGCCGUGUUUCCGCGCAGAGUUCCUUCCGUUGCCCUUCGUGCGCGUGUUCCCGUCGCAGCGCGCCUCAGAACCCGCCGCGAAGACCGAGCUCGUCACGAAGUCCAAACCGGCGCCGGCGCCGACGCCAACGCCCACACCGGACCCGCCCGACGCGCCCGACGCGCCCGACGCCCACACGCCGCUAGCGUCCGACCGCGACAAUCUUGAAGCGGAGCCCAUGGAACUGGAACCCGAGCGGCGACCCACCCUCCUCGUCCGCGACCCCGCGGGCGUACUCAAACGGCGGCGCCUCGAGGACUACGAGGACGAGUGCUACACGCGGGACGAGCCCAGCUUGAACCUCGUGAACGAGACGCGCGACGCGCUCGCGAAACGGUGCAUCGCGCUGUCGAACAUUCUGCGCGGGCUGACGUUCGUGCCCGGCAACGAGGCGGAGUUCUCGCGGUCGAGCGCGUUCCUGGCGGUGGCGGGCAAGCUGCUGCUGCUGCACCACGAGCACGCGCCGCGGGCGGCACGAGCGCGUGCCUACGAGCGGGCGGCGCGCGACGACGCGGACGUGGACGCGUGCUGCUCCAGCCUGCGCGGCGAGCCCGAGUGGUGGUGGGACACGCUGGCGCAGCUGCGCGAGGACGCGCUCGUGUGCUGCGCCAACAUCGCGGGCGGCGUCGAGCUGGCCGGCCAGCCCGAGGCGGUGGCGCGCCCGCUGCUGGACGGGCUGCUGCACUGGAGCGUGUGCCCGGCGGCCGUGGCGGGCGACGCGCCGCCGGCGGCCGCGGCCGGCUCGCCGCUGUCGCCGCGCCGGCUGGCGCUCGAGGCGCUGUGCAAGCUGUGCGUGACGGACGCGAACGUGGACCUGGUGCUGGCGACGCCGCCGCGCGGGCGCGUGGCACAGCUGUGCGCGGGGCUGGCGCGCGACCUGUGCCGGCCCGAGCGGCCCGUGCUGCGCGAGUUCGCCGUCAACAUCCUGCACUACCUGGCGGGCGCGGGCGGCGCGGCGGCGCGCGAGGUGGCGCUGCACGCGCCCGCGGUGGCGCAGCUGGUGGCGUUCAUCGAGCGCGCCGAGCACGCGGCGCUGGGCGUGGCCAACCAGCACGGCGUGGCGGCGCUGCGCGACAACCCCGACGCGAUGGGCACGUCGCUCGACAUGCUGCGGCGCGCGGCCGCCACGCUGCUGCGCCUGGCCGAGCACCCGGAGAACCGGCCGCUCAUCCGCCGCCACGAACGUCGCCUGCUCUCGCUCGUCAUGAGCCAGAUCCUCGACCAGAAGGUGGCGCACGAGCUCGCCGACGUGCUCUACCACUGCAGCCAGCGGACCGAACUUGACGCGACUACUCCCGCGACCGCGCAACACGAACACUAG